UGAGACCACACUUUCAACAUAACAAGAAUAUAUAAAGCAGCAUCCUGACGGGAAAACAAAGUCAUAAUACAACAGAAUGAAGAUCUCUGUGAGUGUUACGCUGUUGCUGCUGCUCGGCUGCGUCUCCACAAGUGAAGGUGUUGAAAUCCAGCCUGCUUCUGCUCCAGAUAUCUACGCUGAGCUGAGAGAGCUGACUGCCUCGUUGGUUCAACUGAAGGCAGACAUGACUACAGGUCAAGCACAGCAGAAGGCUGAAGCGGACAGGCUGAAGGCUGAAGUGGACAAGCAGAAGACUGAAGUGGACAAGCAGAAGAAUGAAGUGGACAGGCUGAAGCAACAAUUACAAGUCCAACAGGUUGCAUUCUCAGCCUCUCUGCUGCCUGGAGGCCAAACAGCAACUACUGGACCCUUUAACUCGCCCGCUACCCUGAUCUACAAACAUGUCCCCACCAACAUCGGAAAUGCCUACAACUCAAACACAGGUGUGUUCACUGCCCCGGUGAGAGGAGCGUACCACUUUGAGUGGACGAUCACUGCAUAUGGAGACAACAGCCACGCUUCAGGUGCUUCGUUGGUCAAGAACACAGAGUAUGUUUUCCUGGCAUGGGAGAAUCAGUCGGCCAAUUAUAUGAGUGCUUCUAAUGGUGCUACGCUGCUGCUGGAGGUGGGAGACGUCGUGUUUGUGCGUCUGAGGGCUGACAGUAAGGCGUAUGACGAUGGAAAUCACGUCACCACCUUCAGUGGGCAUCUGCUGUUCCCCAUGUGAGACAGAAACAGCAGCUCUGUGAUAGUCACACAGGUUGUUGUUGUCUUAAACAAGUCUUCAUAGCACUUCAUAGAUUUAAACUGAUUUCAUCUGCAUCCAAAUAAUAAUAAUAAGUAAUAAUUGUAGACAGGAAUCUUUUUUUCCUAUAAAUAUAAAGUGAUUAAUGUUUCUGAUUCUCUCUUGUUUCUGUCAUUUUAAUCAAAUAAUAAACAUAUAUCAUUGCAAAUAU
Messenger RNA from Perca flavescens (yellow perch), 995 nucleotides. RefSeq names its product complement C1q-like protein 4. Gene Ontology annotation, molecular function: protein binding. The transcript has 4 exons. Bases 77 to 766 code for a protein of 229 amino acids. The record is from RefSeq and is a predicted model, not a curated record. NCBI's taxonomy places the organism in Eukaryota, Metazoa, Chordata, Actinopteri, Perciformes, Percidae.